AUGCAUGAUCUGUUCAACUGGCAACUGGACGCGUGUCACCCGCCAUUCAGACCCUGCCGUGAGCAACUGGCACGGUUCCCCGAAGUGUCUGCUGCCGUUGCUGCGGAGGUCAUGAAUGUGGCGGUUGAAGAUUUCGAACACCAACACUUCUUGGUUGAUUUCGUUUCAGAGUGUGUGCCUGCUGGGAAAGCUUGGUAUCCGAUGCGGGAUCCUGUGGAACAAAUGGUACGAGUACUGGAAGGUAAAAGCAAAGAGCAUCUUGUGAAAGACGGAGAAGAGGAUUACCUUGAAGAAGCAAAGGAUUGGUUAGAAGUUCUGAGGAAGUGGGAGAGCAAUAACUAA
Messenger RNA from Fusarium graminearum PH-1, 342 nucleotides. RefSeq lists its product as uncharacterized. Lineage: Eukaryota; Fungi; Ascomycota; Sordariomycetes; Hypocreales; Nectriaceae. The record is from RefSeq and is a predicted model, not a curated record. The transcript has a single exon. The coding region runs from base 1 to 342 and encodes 113 amino acids.